AUGCAAGCACAGGCUCCGAAGGUUGCGAUAGGGCGGUGGUUUCAUUUCCCGUCCAACCAAAAUGCACAACUAUGGACAUACAUAACUCUCACCCUCCUGGUUCUACAGAACAUGACAUCUAUAUUAUUGCAGCACGUACUCCAGUCACAGCCGAUUACAUAUCAUAACAGGUUCGAGCCUUUAUCUGGCAUUGUCCUGGUUGAAAUAUCCAAGUUCGCGAUCUCUACAUUAUGCGUCGUGCAUUCAGACACAGCCCCAUCUCUGCGGAAGGUUCUCCACGACACCCUGCUUGAUGCUUCUAAGGACGCAACGGUGUCAGCGCUACUUUUUACCGCCGCUACCAUUCUACAGAGCGUGGGGGCUCACUAUCUCGAUCUUAUUCCCUAUCUUGUAUUGUCCCAACUAAAGACGCUUCUUACGCCGCUUUUCGCCAAGUUCAUGCUAAACCAGAGAUAUCCUUUCAAGAACUGGAUUUUUGUCGCCAUGAUGGCGCUUGGCAUUGUCUUGGCUCAACUUGGAUCCAGCUCAAGCACAUCAAGUACGAAAGAUUUGAAGACUCAGGCGAUCGUGCGUGGGGCCAUUGCAAUGCUACUAGCAGGGAUUUGCGUUGCUCUGGGGAGCCUGUGCAUUGAGAGAACCAUGAAGAGAUCAGGUCUUCUUUUUCUCUGCAACGCUCAACUAGCGGCUUAUAGCUCCUCAUUCGCCUUGAUUUACUUUUUCUGGCUCACAAAGUUCAGCUUCAGGCAUUUUUUCCGAGGAUUCAAUACUUUAGUCUGGAUUUACUUAGCCCUCCAAAUUUCGGGAGGUUUCCUGGUUGCGCGAUGCGUUCAGAUGACCAGCACAGUAACCAAAAACUAUGCCCAGGGUCUGGGAUUUGUCUUGGCCGUCUUGAUGCCUCCAUUGGUGGCCCACCAGCAUAUCAGCAUUAAGCUACUGGCCGGAGUUGGCCUUGUCCUGGCUUCUGUACUUGGGUCAUCAUCUUCCAACCAAGGAAAAUCGGCUGAGUUAGAACAAAAAGAAAAAGACUUGGGUACAUGCAAUGUGUAA
This is a messenger RNA of Penicillium subrubescens, 1047 nucleotides long. RefSeq lists its product as uncharacterized. Gene Ontology annotation, molecular function: UDP-galactose transmembrane transporter activity. The coding region runs from base 1 to 1047 and encodes 348 amino acids. Gene Ontology annotation, biological process: pyrimidine nucleotide-sugar transmembrane transport. The record is from RefSeq and is a predicted model, not a curated record. Gene Ontology annotation, cellular component: Golgi membrane. NCBI's taxonomy places the organism in Eukaryota, Fungi, Ascomycota, Eurotiomycetes, Eurotiales, Aspergillaceae. The transcript is spliced from 4 exons.